GCUAGCGUUUGGUCUGGUACCAUUUUUGGCUCGCCAUCGUCGACUUGGGCGCGCCCGCGUACCGUUUUCGCCAACUCGCGGGCGAAACAGCGGCGCGGAAAUCAGCCGCCAAAAUAUUGGCUGCCAAAUCUGGCGCGAGCCAGCCACCGUGAUAUAAAAGGCACGAUUGAUUUUCCCCCACCUGUUCGCCACUUUCCCCAUCUCUCUUCUUAUCUCCACGCACAGAAGCGCUCUCGAUCCAAUCACCGGGCGGCCGCGUUCUGCGUCGGUGCCAGCUUCUCCGGCGGCCGGCGACCGGCGACGCUGCUCCACCUCUCGCCCUCCUCUCCCAGUCAAGCUACGCUCCAAGGUCAUGGGGAAGCAAAAGCUCACUAUAAAGACCGAGGAGGAGUCAAAUCCUCGUGAGAAGUACAUAACCUGGACUGACGAGGCGACAAGGUUUAUGCUUGAUUGGUACAUUGAGCUUCGUAAGGACAAACCUGCAACUUUCAAGUUCAAGAAACAGCACCACUUGCACUGUGCUGAUGCUUUGAAUGGCAAGUUUUCUCUUGGUGUCACUCAAACCCAAGUGGACCGACACUACCGGUCAUGCAAGGAGAAGUGGGGCUGGGUGCGUCGCGCCAUGGCCAAUAGUGGCAACGGCUUUGACAGGAUUAAUUUCACAUUCACACUUUCUGAGUCAGAAAAACAAAACCUAAGUAAAACUGCAGUCAAUUAUCUUACUAGACCCAUCAGGUUUUUUAAUCAAUUGCAAGAGUUAUUCUCUGACCAGUCCCAUGCUGAUGGCUCGCUUGCAACUGACCAAACCACUGUCAAUGUGGAUGAUGAUAGUGAUGACAGCGAGGAAGUGAGGGAACUUGAGGCCAAUCUAAUUCCAGUUGACAGUGAUGAAGCUGACUCUGACACUAUUAAUCGUCAUAGUCCUAAAGUUGACUUGGAAGGCAAUUCUUUAAACAAGAAGCGCAAGCACGUGUCAUCUUCACCUUCCAAGAAGCCAACUAAGGGGAAAGCAAACAAGAAGGGCAAGAUUUCUAAUGAUGAUAUGGCAGCCAGUAUCAAGAAGCUAGCUGACUCUCUUGCAUCUCCUAUUGUUUCUGUGCAACCAAUGCCACCUAUAGAUCCAUAUGCAAACCUUUGGAAGCGGAUAAAUGCCCUUACCAUACCAGCUAAGGAUAAACUUGAGAUUGUAGCAUAUCUAUCCAAGCCAGAUCAAGAUAUCUUUCGUAGUUACCUCAACUAUGCUGAUGAAACAAUUCUUGGACAGUGGGUCCUUAGCUUCUUCGAGCCUCGGUUUCAAGAAGAUGGUGGCAAUGGUGGAUCUGCAACUGCUCACUGAAUGGCCACAUGACUAGAUAGAGAUUGCGGCUUCCUUUUGUUUACCGCUAGGAGCAUGGGUAACAUACAUCAUGCAUAUUUUGUCUAUAUAGAGCAGGCUGGGUGCAUCAUAUUUUGUUUAUAUGGAGCAGACUUGGUGCUAGUCUGACUAGUAUGACUUACUUGGUCUGGUAAAGACUUGGUUACUAUGUGAAUUUUAUUUAGCCUCCUUGAUGAUUAAUCUGAUGUAUCGAACAAUAUGAGUUAUCUAAUGUAUUAGUUGAACCA
Molecule: messenger RNA, 1602 nt
Organism: Triticum aestivum (bread wheat)
Lineage: Eukaryota; Viridiplantae; Streptophyta; Magnoliopsida; Poales; Poaceae
Exons: 3
Coding region: 353-1336 (327 amino acids)
Source: RefSeq, a predicted model, not a curated record